GCUGUCUUCUUGUUCUCUGUUGUGGCCCAUUUGGCCCAGCCCAGUCCUGACCUAUAUAAGGUGCUUCUAUCUCUGUAACCCUAAGAAGAGAGAGUUCCUCCCUGCAGCCUCCUACCUCAGGUUAGGCCCUCACCUCUGUCCACAUGGUAUCAGAGCAAGGGGCAGUGAGGGCAACGACGGGAAGGACUGCCGAUCUGGAAGCCUAGUCUGCUGUGGCAGCUAGGAGGAAGAGGAAGAGGAAGGGAGCAGGCUGCUGCGGCGGCAAGGAGGGGAAGGCAGUGACAAGUAAGGAGACGAAGAGGCAUCCUGCGGGUAAGUCCUUUGGUGGUUCUGAGAGGUUAGUUUGGUGUCAAGCAUGGGGGACAACAGGGAUUUGGCCAAGGCUCUGGAGAAGCUGGCAGAACUUAUCACUACCAAAGGAGAUGGAGGAGGAUCUGCUGGAGGGGGAGCAAUCGUUCCCCAUACCAUCAUCGGUCAGAAACUUGAGCUGCCGGCGAAUGAAAUCAAGUUGGAAGGAGUGGCCAACUAUCUCCGGUGGUCAAGGAGGGCGCUGUUGAUUUUGAACUCGAAAGGGCUGGAUGAACGUGUGAGUGGUGAAGCUGCAGAACCAGCAGACAAGACCAGUACGGAAUGGAAACAGUGGAAUGCCAUAAAUUCUCUGAUUGUGGCAUGGUUGCUUAACUCUUUGGUUCCUAACAUUGCUGCUUCUGUAGAGGCACUCACAAAAGCUUCAGAGGUAUGGGACACCCUAUCAAAUCUUUAUUCUGGAAAGGGGAACAUUAUGUUGAUUGCUGAGAUUGAGGAUAAAGUGCAUGACUUGCAACAAGGAAACAAAACUGUGAUGGCAUAUGUGGCUGAGUUGCAGCAUCUUUGGGGAGAUUUAGAUCAUGUUGAUCCUCUGGAACUUGCCCAUGGGGAAUGUGUGAGUGCUGCUGCAAGCUGGAUUGAACGUCGGCGAGUCAUGAAGUUCUUGAAGGGUCUUAAUCAAGAUUUUGAGGGGAGAAGGGCUGCUUUACUGCAUCAAACCACUACCCCUUCUCUCAAAGAAGCCAUUGCAGCUAUGUCCAGAGAGGAAGUGCGUCUGAAUAUGACAAAGGGAAGCGAUUCUGUCCCUCAUCCAACCUUCUACACUAAUGAGAGACAAGAGAUGAGAGACUGCUAUACUUGUGGGCAGAAGGGACACUUGAAGCAUCAGUGUACCUCCUUUGCUACAUCCAGUAGGGGGAGAGGAGGAUACACACAUGGCAGAGGAAGCUACAGAGGAAGAGGUGAUGGCAGAGGUAGUGGACAGCCAUAUGGACAACACCAUGGAAGAGGUGGUGGACAGCACUAUGGCAGAGGUAGUGGACAGCCAUAUGGAUAUCAGUAUGGCAGGGGUGGAGGACAGCAGCACGCUAUAUCACCCAAGGCACAUAUGGCAGCAGCUUCAGAGUCAACUACCAGUACCUCUCAGGGACAAUCAAAGGAAGAAGGACAAAAUGAAGCAACCUUUGGGAACUUUGCUCACUAUGUCUACAAAGAUGAAGGAAAGGGAGAGCAGCAAGAAGAUUGGGACUGCAACCAGGCAUAGAGGUCUUUGGCACAUAGAUCGUGACAAGAUGGGGCAUGAUGCUAGUUCUGUGCUUGCUGCGAUUGUUGGAGGAAAGGAGAGUAUGGCACUAGUUCAUCAUUGUCGAAUGGGUCACAUGGCGUUUGAUAAAAUGUUUCGAGUUUUUCCUGAUGUAAUGAAUGGAGUGGACAAAACCAAAUUAUGUUGUGAUGCCUGCGAAUAUGCUAAGCAUACGAGAACCUCUUAUGUUAG
Lolium perenne is the source of this 1801-nucleotide messenger RNA. RefSeq lists its product as uncharacterized. Gene Ontology annotation, molecular function: zinc ion binding; nucleic acid binding. The record is from RefSeq and is a predicted model, not a curated record. Lineage: Eukaryota; Viridiplantae; Streptophyta; Magnoliopsida; Poales; Poaceae.